This is a messenger RNA of Halichondria panicea, 4490 nucleotides long. RefSeq names its product FK506-binding protein 15-like. The transcript is spliced from 27 exons. Bases 184 to 4308 code for a protein of 1374 amino acids. Gene Ontology annotation, molecular function: peptidyl-prolyl cis-trans isomerase activity. The record is from RefSeq and is a predicted model, not a curated record. NCBI's taxonomy places the organism in Eukaryota, Metazoa, Porifera, Demospongiae, Suberitida, Halichondriidae.
UUCAGUGUUCCUAGAGUUAGUUAGCUGGACUGUCUGUAUCUCUACGAGCCUUGUAAAGCUAGGUAGCUACUGUACUGUGUCCUCAGAAGCUGGUUAAAGCAUUGAUACUCUACACAUCUGGUCUGCAGCAAGAGAAGCUGAACUCCCUGUAUAAAGAGAAGCUGUAUAUUAGGGGAAGUCCCAAUGACCUCAAUGUUCUCUCUACCAGACAGUGAUGACGACCAGUUCAUGCCCUCCUCUGGUGGGUCUGGGCUGGCCUCCAUCUUCGGACAACCCACCUCAGCCUCGGCCGGUGGGAAAGAAUCGCUCAAAUACACUGCCCCAAAACAACCGUCAAAGAAACAAAGCAAAGGAGGCUCUCAAGACGCCCCUCAGCUAUUAGUGGCAGCUGCAAUCGAGGCACAGAAACAUGUUGACGGCAAGUACGUACCUCAGGGCAAGCUGGGCUGUGCAGUGCUUGGUCAGCACUCUACCAAGGAUUACAAGCUGCUGGUGUAUGUGUCACAGAAGAAGCAUGUGUCCACAGCCAGGAUAGACUCCACCUUCUCCUACACUGUCCAAGCCAACAACUAUGCCAGUUUCUAUGACGACCAGAGACAGGCCUGGUCCUUCCUUUUCGCCUCUGAUGACGAUGCAGCAAAGAUUGCUAAGCAGGUGGCGGUAUGCAAGGCGGUCAUGGCUGGAGGUAGUCUAUCACUAAUCAAGCAAGACCUGGUCAUUGGAGAGGGUCAGUCGGUGGACAAAGGUGACUCGGUGGAUGUGAAGUACACUGGAUGGGUUCUCGAGAAUAACACUUUUGGAAAGGUGUUUGAUAGUAACGCCAGUACGGACAAAUCGUUUAAGUUCAAAGUUGGCAAAGGAAAAGUCAUCAAGGGCUGGGACGAGGGUAUGGUGGGUUUGUCCAAGGGAGGCAAGCGUCUCCUAGUGAUCCCCCCUUCUCUCGGCUAUGGAGUACAAGGAGUCGCUGGUAGAAUCCCCCCAAAUGCCACUCUUAUCUUCGAGGUGGAUCUGAGGAAGGUCAAAUUUACCAAAGAAAAGGAGGCAGAGUUUCAGCAACCACUCCCUCUUGCCGAGACUCCACCCACUCCAGAGACAAAGCCACGUAGCUCUAGCAUCCGCGAUCGAACCCAGACAAUCGAGGACAAAAUGUCCGCCUCAAUGGAUGAGAGCGACAGCAGUCAGAGGAGUCAGAUCCUCUCUCGAAUAUCCAAGAUGGGACAGCCGAUGAUGAUCGUAGCCAAUCAGCCGGGUGGCAGAGUAGACGAUGACCUGGGGUCUUCUGCGAGUGGAGAGUUGCCGCAACAGCAGCAACAACAACAGACCAACCCUGUACAGCAGAACUACCAACAGGGAAAUCCCCAGGGCUUUCAAGGGGGAAUGCCCCAACAGCAAAUGCCUGGCAGUAUGGGCAAUCCAAUGAUGUCACAACCGAUGAUGUCACAGCAACAGCCUAUGAUGUCACAGCCAAUGAUGUCACAUCAGCAGCAGCCUAUGAUGUCAUCAAUGAUGUCACAGCCGAUGGGAGGUGGACCAAUGGGCCAACAGCUCUCCCUGUACCAGUCGCCACAGCAACGACUAAUGGCCCAACAACAACAGACACCUUACGGCCAACAGCCGUACCAGCAACAGAAUCCUUACAUGCCGAACCCGAUGAUGGGUGGUUACGGGCAACCCCCACCCCCUCCCGCCCCCACACCUCCCGCUCCCACACCCUCCCCACACUCGGACACAGCUGCUAGCACCACCCUCCUCAGCGAGACGAGACGAGAACAGACGGAGGUCCGACUGGAAGUGGGCAAACUGAGCAGCAAGAUGGAGGAAAUCUCUGGCAAGUUGGACAAGAUACGUGAGGAAGUGAGUGGUGGUGGUGGUGGUGGGACCGUUGCCAUUAGAGACAGGACCACGCCCAAUAUGGAGGCAACUGUGCUACUGCAUAACUUCCAACGGAUGAUACAGGAGAACGAGCAUCUGAAGAAGGACGUGUUUGAGAAGAGUGCACGCAUUGAGACACAGAACAUGAAGAUAGCAGAGCUGCUUGAGAGGAACCAGAGGUUUGUUGAACAGAGCAACUCCAUGCUUGAGCAAAGGAACGAUGCCUUCAAGUCCACCACAGCCUCAUCACAAUCUAGAGUGUUGGUUCUCGAACAAGAGAAGGUUUCUAUGUCAACAGAGUUGAGCUCGGCAACGGCACAGCUGAGCGCACUCCAAAUGGAGCUCACCAGCUCUCGUCAGUCUGAGAGUGAACUCAAGGGUCAACUGGCCACGGCAGUGACAGAGUCUCACAGGAACGCACAAGAGUGGACCAUCGCUAAGCAGCAGUACGAAGAGGUGAGUGCUCGUCUGUCCACGGUGAGCUUAGAGCUGAAGGAGGAGAAGAUAUCAGCCAAGAGAUACAAGACUGACCUGACAGCUGCUCAAGAUGAGCUCUCUGAGGUCAAGGGAGAGAGGGAGUCACUGGAGAAGGCUAUGUCCGAUCGUAAGAAGAAGCUGUCCUCACUGAAGCAGCAACAUGAGAGUGAGAUGGAGGACCUCAAGAUGACCCACGAGGGAGAGCUCACUAAGCUCAAGGAUAAACUGCGCAGGGAGAAGCAGUCCGCCAACUCAGCUGUUUCUGAACAGGUGGCACAGGUGGAGCGUGACCUAGAGGAGCAGUGGCGUGUCAAGAGUGAGCGUAUGGUGAGUCAAGCGGAGGAUCGCUGGAGGAGGAAGCACUCUGACCUGCAGGACGAGUACAAGCAGCUGGAGGCCCAGCUGGCAGAGGCCACUGCCAAGAUUGAGACGCUGAAGAGAUCUGAUGCCAGUGCUCAGUUGAGGGAGGCCAGAGAUCAACUGUCUAGCAGUCAGGAGGUAGGCUCUCGUAUGGAGGUGGAGCUUGGUGCCGCCCAUACCAGGGAGGAGGGGCUUAAGAAACAGCUGGUGGAGAUAGAACGUGAGGCACGGGAGAAAAUGAGUCAACUGGAACAGCGAAUGUCCUCUGCUCGAGAUGAGGGCUACCUCCGAGGAAAGGAGGCGGGGCGUGCCGAGGCUUCACCCACUUCUGGUGGACAGGGUGGUGAGGACGUGGGUACAAGGAUCAAGGCCAUUAUGAACCAAUCAUAUCAGACACUAGCUGGGAAGUUCAAGAGCAAAGAAUCGUUUGAGUCCAAGGAGAUACUCGCCAUACUGGUGAACGUCAUCAAGGAGAUCACACUGAAGGCCCUCUCUGGUGCCAGCACACCACUCAAGAGUGGAGCAGCAGCUGCCGAGUCGUCAGGUGAUGAGGAGACAGAGGAAGAGGAGAGUGACGAGGAGGAGAGUGGGGAUGAGGGGGAGGGGGAAUCCCCUGAACAGUCAGAGCCAGAAGAAGAACCUGUUGUGGAGGAACCUGAAGCCACGCCCCCUGUACAGCGUGAGGCCACACCCCCUCCAGUCGAGAGUGAACAAAACAUUGACCUGAUUGAGGAGAGACAGCCUGAAGGAGAAGACUCUCGAGCCCCUCCCCCUAUGACGAUGGUCCCGCCCCCUUUAAGCAUGUCCCCCCCUCCCCCUCCAGAGGACAGUGACAGUGUGGACGGUGAUGAUGGGCAGAGCAGUGACGAGUGGGAGAGUGGGUCCGAGGAUGAUGAAGCUCUCACAGGUAUGCGUGAGCAACCCACUGGUGAAGAUCAGCCUCGGGAACCUCCUGUUGGUCAGGACAACCCAGCCAACCCCCCUCAUCCUAGCACACCCCCUCCGGACAAACCUGUAUCACCUAUAGUCGAGACUACCCCUCCUCCUGUGAACACGCCUCCUCCAGAAGAAACUACACCCAAUAGGGACGAGGCCACACCUAUUGCCAACCAUGCCACACCCAUUAAUGAACAAGCCACACCCACUAAUCCAACACCACCCCCUCCCGAAAACGAACCAACUGUUGUGGAGGCUGCCAGUGAUGAACAACCGAAUGUGGCGUUGGAGUAUAAGGCCACCACCCCUCCACCGAUGCCAUCUGACGACGAACCUGAAGACACGCCCCCCAAGGCUCCCGAAGGAGGAGGUGGUCUGUUUGGCUCUGAUGACGAGGGAGAGGAUGACAUGUUCUUCACCCCCAAGGCAGCUGUCACGCCCUCUACACCCUCCCCCAAGAUUGGGGCUAAGGAGAUGAGUCAAGCAGAGAAAGCUGCUCUGAGUUCUGCUGUGUUUGGAGAGAAGAGAGGCUUCGAUUUGGGCAGUGACGAGAACAACCUGUUUGUGUCUCCGGGAGCCAAGGAUGCCACCGAGAGCAAGCCCCCUAAGAUACAAGACCCAUUGUUUGGUGAUGAUGAUGAUGACCUGGACUGGCUGAGUUAGGAACUGUGCAGCCUACUUUAGGAGUUUGUCUUAUGUGUAGUCUGAACUAAGAGUGUGUGUGUGUGUCACUGAGUGUGUUGAUUUCUACUGAAUGUUUUUCUUAGCAUUAAUUAUGACAUUGUUCUUGUUAUUACUUUUUUGUGGAUUAACAUUUUUGCGUUAAAUUAUAAUAUUGUCAAUAA